Molecule: messenger RNA, 5747 nt
Organism: Nematostella vectensis (starlet sea anemone)
Lineage: Eukaryota; Metazoa; Cnidaria; Anthozoa; Actiniaria; Edwardsiidae
Exons: 5
Coding region: 3881-4753 (290 amino acids)
Source: RefSeq, a predicted model, not a curated record
GUACAGCAAGAUCAUGCCUCUUCUUCUUUCGUGCUUGCGCACAAAGCGAAUCUUCAGAAUUAUGACCAAUAAGUCCUCUUCGAGUGUUGAUGAAGAAAUGAAUGAAGACUCUCUGUUGAGGGAUGACGCCGCUGGUGCUGAACCUCAGCUUUCACUCUCGGCGCAGAAUAUGGCCGCCUUGAGAGAUAAUCUGGGAAUAAAUACCAUUCAGAGCGCGGUUGAGAAUUUAACCUCGCUGGUAUCUGGCCAAGUUUGUAACAACAAACGAGAAGCCAGUCCCAACUCGUGGAGCGGAGCUGGUUCAGCCCGCAAAAAGUCCCGCGAUGAAACUGAGGGUUUUGACCCCUCAACUAUCGCCCUCGAUUUGCGAUAAUGGCGACAAAGGCGAUUCUGAAGACGAAGAAUCUUUCCUACCUCAGUCGAUUUUCGACGAAAGUGAAUCAAAGGGUCCGGAAGUGGCGAAGACUCUUGCUAGUCGCGUGAAUGAGUCGUUUACGUCUAAGCCGCUCGAAGGCAAAUUGAAGCCUUUAAUGGACAAUUAUAAAUCUCCUGUCAACUGCGAGAUGUUGUGUGUUCCUAGAGUUAACUCUAUUCUUUGGAACGAACUGCCAAAGCGAGCGCAUCAGAUCGACUUAGGGCUACAAGAGGCCCAAAAGGCAAUCAUGAAGACAGCCCAAGUACUGGUUUCAGUUACUGAUGAUAUGAUCAAUGCGAAGAAAAACAGUCUCUGAAGCCCGGAUCUUUUAUUGACCCUCUGUCAGAUGCUAUCACAUUUGUGGGUCAUGCGAGUUAUCUCACUUCUCUUAAGAGGAGAGACCUGCUAAAGCCUGAGCAUAGCAAGGAUUUUCAAUCGCUAUGUUAGGCUUCAACGCCAGUUGAAUGAGAUUUCAAAGGCGAACAAAGUUGCUACAAAAAUAUCGGCAAGCUCGUCUGUUUCUCAGCGCCACAGAUCGCGAGGUGGUUACCGUAACAACAACAACAACAACAACAGGCAGAGGAAUUCGUCUUUUUUACCGCACCAGAACCCCAAUUCUGCGUGGGGAAAGACGCAGGGAAACCAGAACCAAGACUCGUCGAGACCAUACAACAGGAAAUACAAAGCGUCAAAAGCGAAGUAAACAAUUCUCAUUCCAAGUGUGCUGACCCACCUACGGACACAUCUCGUGCAAACGUUGUUACUAGUAACGCCAGUGUGGCGUAUUGAGAAUGUCAACCGAAAGACUUAAUUCCCCAAGUGGCCGAACCUUCUGAAGCUGCCCCACACGGAUCAGCUCCACCCCUUCCGGGACCAACUCCAGCUAGCCGCGUGGACUCUAUCAGGGCAUGUCUCCUUAGCCGAGCAUUUUUUUUUUGGCGCAACCAAGAUUAUCUGCGAGUCAUGGACAAAGGGAACAGGCAAACAAUACGAUGGUGCCUGGUCUAAAUGGGAGAACUGGUGUCGUGAACGGUCACAUGAUCCUUUUCAGGCAUCUGUGAGUACACUGAUCAAUUUUUUGACGUCUAUGUGCGACGAUGGCAAAGCUUACAGUACCAUAAACACUUAUCGCUCAGCGGUGUCAACUACGCUUGAAGCUGUUACGGGGAUCAAUAUUGGUUCGCAUCCUUUAGUAACCCGAUUUAUGAAAGGUGAUUUUGUGAAAACUACUCCUAAGCCUCAGCCUAACACUCUUUAUCGCUCAAGGAACUGACUCUUAAGACAGUUUCCCUUAUCGCGUUAGUUACAGCGUGCCGUUGUCAGUCUAUUAAUUUACUGGACUUAAAUCAUAUGUCUGUCUCAGAUGGUCAGAUAGUUUUUGUUAUAAAUGAGCGUGUUAAGACAUCACGUCCUGGGAAGGUGCAGCCCAGGAUUACGAUUCGUAGUUUUUCAGACAAUAGCCGUCUGUGUCCGUGCUUGCAUGUAAAGCAUUAUCUUGACAGGACAAAGUCUAUUAGGUACUGUGACAAGUUGUUUAUUUCGUAUUGUAAACAAACCGUAUAAGGGUGUUACCCCUAGCACUAUUGCGAGAUGGCUCAAGGCUGUACUUAAAUGUGCUAACAUAGAUACUUCUAUUUUCAAGGCCCAUAGUCACCGUAGUGCUGUAACAUCUGAGGCCUUUUUCAAGGGUGCAUCGGUAGCUGAUAUCAUGAAAUUGGCUGAUUGGUCAGUGCACAUUUAAUAAGUAUUGCAAUAAGCCUAUUGCCCCCUCUGACACGUCGGUCAGUAUGCUAGCCUUGUCCUAGCCCUUUACGCCUAUUCAAUAAUGAGGUGUAUGUUUUUUCUGUGUGUUUAUUUGACAUCUCUCUUUGAAAUCGCAUUAUAAGGGCAUAAUGUGGAGUAUGGUGAAAGAGAAUUUUAAAUUAGACAAGAGGUAGACUUACCUUGAAGAAUAAUUGUAAUUCUCUGAGCCAUACGGAACAUUAUGACCUUAUUAGGUACCCACCUUUUUCAUUUGCGCCACUAAGUCUAGCUGUCUGUGGCCCACCCUUCAUUUGAAGAAGAAGAGGCAUGGUCUUACGCGGGGUUUUAUACCAUGUUAAUUUGCAUAACAAUGGUUUCUUUAAAACGUGGCAAUCUGCGCAUGCGCAAGGAAGUACGCAUUAUAAGGUCAUAAUGUUCCGUAUGGCUCAGAGAAUUACAAUUAUCCUUCAAGGUAAGUCUACCUCUUGUCUAAUUUAAAAAUUUUGCCGGUUCACCCCACAUAAUAAAAAAAGUACAAACCCGAUUACAGUGAAUGAAGUCGCUACCAGAUAGACAGAUUAUGCCUUACGUUUAUCAUGUGCCGUGAUUUCCAUUCGAAGCUAACACUAUAAAUGAAAUCAAAUGUAUCGGAAUUAGACAAGCAAAUUGUAAACAAUAAACACAAAACCGCAUAUUUUGGAAUUCAAAAACGCAGCUCAAGACAACUUUUAUUUGCGGUACAGCGAAAACUAACUUAAAGAUAGAGUAUGACGAGUACACUCUUUUAUUUAUAAACACCUCUAGUUUUUAGUUAGGGCUAGGCCGCUCUUAUUUUUGGAGAAUUUUUAAGGCUGAAUAUGUUUUUAACGAUGUUCUUAAAUUUUAGUGUACUUAUUAGAAAAAUAUAAUACCCAAUGAAUUAUUAAGGAAUAUGAUCAUUAGCAAUAAUAAGGGUGUUAUUAUGAGCCCAAUUUUGAAGCUGCAUUUUAGAACGCAUCAGGACUAAAAAAAGGAAUAUAUAUUUUUUGAUCAUCUCUUAGCAUGUUCUUUUUAAAAAAAGGUUCUUUUAAAAGUAAGACAUGUGUAGACAUUCUUAUUAGAAUAAGAGUGUAGUUCUCUUUAAGAUGUACAUUUUUAUCUUUAAUAGAACUGAGCAAGUUUAUUUAUGUAUGUUUAUUCGAAUCCCCCGCUUUUGUCCCAAAGCUGAGAGGGUUACUAUUUAUAGACAGUGAUGACAAUUUUUAGGAAUGCCCAGAAUGCCCGGCACGACCUCGCAACAGAGCAAAACAACUGCCUGGCGACAGGCAGACAAAAGAAACAAUAGAUAUCAGAUGUUGGCCAAUGAAAAAACAGAACCAUUACGUCGCCCAGGGCCAAUCAGCGCGCGAAAUAGUGCUAGUAGUUUAUUAGUAACGCGCGAAAUCGCAUAGAAACAAGAGAAGCAAGCUUCGAUCAUCUUAAAAAAUACAGAAAUUCGGGAUGAAUUUUGGAGGCCAGGACAAAAACAAAGCAUUAAAAUACAGGGAUAAUCAACGUACACCGUAGAAAUUUAUUUGUGCACCGGUGUAUCAAUUUGAGCGACUUGGUAGCUGAAUUCGAGUUUGUAAUAGAAGGAAGAUCUGCCGGAAGAGAAACGCAUAAGUUGGUGAAUUAAAAUAUAUAAGGUAUCUAAAUACUAAGAAGUGCAAGGGACGUUCAGGACAUUAUUUGAAAUCGAUCGUCAUGGAUCGACUGGAGCAGCCGAAGGAGUUUGUAAACUCUAAUCAUUUGGAAUGGCGAGAUACAAACCCGAAAAGUCCCGCUUCCCCACAAUCACCGCCUUCACUGCAAGUACAAGGCAAAAGUCUUACGCUAAAUCGCGUUAAACCGAUCAUCAAGGAACAUACCAGUCGGGAACUGUCAAAAAAGAGCCGAAAGCAAAGGCUUUUGAUGUCCCAGAAGGGAAAUCUAAGUGCACUGAAGCUGAAACGUAGGGAAACAUCGCCUGAUAUACAUCAAUUGGAUACAAGAGUCAAACCUAAACGAGAACCCCUGCCUAUGCGGAUGAGGGCUCUGCCGCAGUCUUUCUUCCAUGAGCCUCACAGUCUGCAGACUAGUUCAUUGGGCUCUGGAAGUGCUUUGGCCCCUGCUUUUCCACCGUUGUUUCAUAAUGCAAAUAAUACAGGAUACGAUGUUAGCAAUCUUCGGCCAGUCACCCCCCCAGAAGAGAAGAUGCAGCCACGCCCUCCAAAAGAGAGAAAAGUAAAUUAUUCAAAUACCCCUAGUGAGGAUUUGUUGUCAAGGUUAUUUGAUCCAGUUUUGGAGGACAAGACCAAGAAAUUUGUUGUCAAGAGAGGAAGACCAAGAAGAGUUCAAUCAGACUUAUGUCCAAGCAUGUUACCAAAGCUGGAGGAAGACCCAACAAUGGUAGAAAACAUUGCAAAUAGACUAUUUCCUCAGCUUACUCUUAAUAGCAGACUGAAGACUGGGAAUUCAGCGAACACACAACUCUCUACAGUAUCUGUACAAGAUGGAAAAAAUUCAAUAACAUUACCAUCUAUCAAUCUAGAACAGAACUACUCUCAAAUGCUUUCAGAAAUUGUGGCACACAUGUAGGUUAGGGAUUUUAGUAGCCAUGAGACAUACUAUAAAAGGUUAGUUUUGUUUAAGUUAGGGGCAUAAUCAUAAGAAAGCCAUUUUUUGCUUUCGCAUUUGGUCCUGCCAAUUAAUGAAACAUUAGUCAGUGAUGUAUACAAGGGCAGAUGCAGGAUUUCUUGAAAAGGGAAGGAGGGAAUAAUCAUACUUUGCAAAGAAGCUGGUCUUCUGAGAACCACUGGAUGGUAUUGUUAUGAUUAUUUUGUUAAUAAUUCUUCUUCUCUGUAGUUGUACAAUUUUAUAUAGUUAGAGUUAACCUGUUUAAACAAGUUUAUUAUUAGAGUUAUUGUGUGAAAAUGUACAAUGGCUUUUGGAAAGUUCAAUUAACUGAACCUUCAAAAGGCCCCAGAAAGCCAUGACUUGUAAGAGCCCAAUGCUGCUUGAAAGGAUUUAAUUUAUUUGAAUCUGGUUAUAAAGGCACUUUGCUUCUAAGCCUUACUGAAAGGAUGGAGAGUGGAAAAAAACCUUAUUCAGCAUUUGAUUAAGUUAGGGACUUCAGUUCACCUAACCCACAUUGGGAGGGACUGUAGAUAAACACAUGUAAAGACAAAACAAAUAGGUGAUAAUGAAUUUAUUCUUUCAAGCACAUUAUGAAAAAAAUGUUCAUGAUUGAAAAACAAAUCUUGGAACUAUAGAGAAAUAAAAGCUAUGAUUAUAUAAUAUAUUCCAGACAUCAUUUGCAUGGUAAAUUACUCUUUCAUUUAGUGAAGACAUUCACCGGCACAUCAUGAGAUGAUACGAAACCCUUUAGAGAAGAAAUGUUUAUAGUUUUAUUUAUAAACUGUUGAGCAAGAGAAUUUAUUUGGUAGUCCAUAUAACAAAACAACAUAUGAUUCAUGCAUAUGUGACAGGUAAGACCCUGGCUGAUAGUGAGUUGUCUACAUAAUGGAAAAAGAUAUAUUGGAUGUAAAUAUUUUUUUUUUAUCUUAAAACAAAUAAAAAAUAAAAUGAAAAA